GGAGUGGGAAAUCCAACACUUUGUUUUGACAGGGACUGCUUCCGAAAAACUCACACGACAAUCCAGUUCCAACUCGUUUUGUGCAAGCUCCGUUCCGUACGCGACGGGUUGAUUGGGGUGGCGUUCGAUUGAUUGAUUGCUUGGGAGUGUAAAAUCGAUUCAAAUCAUUACGGGUUUUAAUGUUGCUUGGAGUGCUGCUCGGAAAGUAACAUCUGCCUGGCUGUGUGAUUUCGGGGAGCAUAGUGUAGAUUGGAGUAGGUUUUGUUUGCUUCUACGACUCACCUUUCGUGUCGUGGAAAAAGAUGGCCUCCGCGGGGAAAAUUCUGUGAAAAGUGGCUGAUUUCGGUGGAAGAAAAGUCGUGCGAAAGAAGAUUGAAGAAUGGCUAAUAAACCGCCGCAGGAUACCUCCGGGCUGGGUUACUCGUAUGUGACCCCCGGGGGGAUGUUCCUGAGACUGAGGAACUCCCUGUCACAGUUUAGUGAUUUGUUCAGCGAGUUUAACAAGUACAUCGCCCCUGCCUAUCAUCACGAUCGCUGUGAACGAUCCGUCCAUAUGCGACUGUAUUCCAUGAAUAAGCGAGAGUUUGUGGUGGUGUUUCUGGCAUUCUUCGCCUGUUUUGGGCUGGGAAUCUUCAUUGGGCUGGCUGGGCCGCCAAUAACCGUAACUACGAUGGUCACCGGAAGUUCGCUCAUGCCAAAUACGACCAGCCCCAAUCCGGACUACCUGGCGACGGGGCCAUUCGUGAUGCGAACUCCACUGAUGACCACGUACUCGCAGCAGCUGUGGUUGAUAGCGAACAUCGAGACGGACAACACCGACGACGAAAUAUUCGACAAAAGCUUCCACGUCAGUGUCGGAAUCGACGGGCUCACGGUGGAACAUAAACCGAUGACGGUGCUGAGAGAAGACCACAGUAAAAAUCGAACGCGCCAUUUGACCUGCACACGUGACGCCUGCGAUGAGUUCAUCGUGCUUCAUCUGGGCUUCUUGGAAUACGCCCACUACAUCCUCACCGUACGGUUCUUCGGGUUGGAAGGCUUCCACCAUCGGUACAACAUCAACAGCGUGCAGUUCUACUUCAAAACGUACAAUCCGGCAUUUACCCAGAUCGAGAUAUGGUUUCGAUUCAUCUUCCUGCUGUUCACCUUCAUCGUCACGUGCUGGUUCGCGCACACCCUUCGGAAGUAUCCCGUCUACGAUUGGUCGAUAGAGCAGAAAUGGAUGUCGGUCCUGUUGCCACUCUUGGUGCUGUAUAACAAUCCCCUCUUCCCGCUGAUAUUCCUGAUGAGCAGUUGGCUACCGGGGAUGUUGGACGCCAUCCUGCAAGCUACCUUUCUGUGUGCCCUGUUGCUGUUCUGGCUCUGCAUCUACCAUGGGCUGCGGCAAAACGAGCGGAAGCUGCUCACAUUCUACGUGCCGAAGCUGAUAGUAAUCAUGCCCAUCUGGUUGUGUGCAGUGGUGUUGGCCACCUGGGAAAAGUGCAACGAAAUGAAGGAUCCGACAUACAGUCAUUUUGUGGAUACCGGGAACUAUAAUGGCUUCAAAAUGUUCUUCUACAUCUCGGGUGCAAUGUAUUUGCUGUAUUUGGUCCUGUUAAUACUACGAGCCUACAGUGAGCUUCGGUCAAUGCCAUUUUUCGACAUGCGGCUCAAAUUUCUCACUCUUCUGAUGCUAUUUGUGCUGGCCAUCUCCCUGACGGUUACCAUGUGCCGCUUCGGUUUCGGGAUCCUGGAGGACAACUUCGUCGCUAAGCUGAACAUCACGUACAAAAGUUCCGCGCAGUUCAUGUGUUUCUACGGGUUGCUGAAUUUCUACCUGUAUACGAUGGCUUACGUGUAUUCACCAAACGGACGUCCUCUCCAUGAAGCCACCAUCACCAAAGACAACCCGGCCUUUUCGAUGAUCAACGACUCGGACGAGGAGGUCGUCUACGGUUCGGACGAGGAAAGUCGCCGCCCCCUGAAUGCAGCGCACGGCAAAGGAAACGACUACGAUAGUGACUAAAAGUGACUUCCAAAAUCUUCCGGAUCUGAGCCGACGUUGAUUCUAACAACGGUAAGAUUAAUCUCAGAAAACCGCGGUAAAAACUGUUUCCGUACAAAACAAGUAAAGAAAAGUGUGCUAUGACUGACCAGAAAAUAUUUAAUCCGAUGGACUUGUGCGAGUGAGGUACACCCAGUAGAAAUGACCGGAAAGCGGUAGGAAUGUUUUCGUUCACCACACACGUUGGAGAUGGAAUUACAUAUAGGCAUAUCUUUUUCACUUCUCAAUUCGACUCGACGUCGUCACGGCGACGAAGAAAUAUUUAUGGGAUAGUAGUACAGAAAAUACAUGUUUAGAUGGUAUUCGUUCUGUUUCAGAUUUUUGUUGUGAGUUCAGAUAUGAAAAGACCUUUCGCGCCAUUCCAAGUAGAACUACUAGACUAUAAGUUAGAGACAGUCGUGUUAUAUUAGAUCAAUUACGAACUCAGCCCAAAAUAGACAUAUUUUAUUCUUCGGCGUUUCGUUCAUCUUGCAGAUUCUAAACAAGUAGCAGAACGCGUGACUAAAUAAAGCCAUUCUCAACCUUGUUAGUUGUAUUCGAGUACCAGGGCAGCCGGGAAAUAAAAUAGUUAGAGGUUUACAAUCUUAGUAGAUAUCAUCCUAAGCUUUGGACUAUCCAACGGCUAAACAAAUAAAAAUAAACAGUUGUGUGUGACCAUAUUGAAACAAUGAAUGGAAUAACUGCAGAAUUUAAAUCAAUAAGGAAAAACAUCCAAAGAAAAAAAAUAAUAAGCUAAGAUAACCGAUGUGACAAACCACUGGGAAAGACAAAUAAAAUAUUUAUACUUGA
Molecule: messenger RNA, 2833 nt
Organism: Aedes albopictus (Asian tiger mosquito)
Lineage: Eukaryota; Metazoa; Arthropoda; Insecta; Diptera; Culicidae
Product: transmembrane protein 181
Exons: 5
Coding region: 380-2005 (541 amino acids)
Molecular function (GO): toxic substance binding
Source: RefSeq, a predicted model, not a curated record